GCACCCAGUGGUCCAGCACGUCCCCGGAGCCCGCGACAGACCGCGCCCGCCCGAGCCCGCCGCCACCAUGAUGUGCGGGGCCCCCACCGCCACGCAGCCCGCCACCCCCGACACCCAGGCCAUCGCCGAUCAGGUCAGGGCCCAGCUGGAGGAGAAGGAGAACCGGAAAUUCAACACCUUUAAGGCCGUGGAGUACAAGUCCCAAGUGGUGGCUGGAAGGAAUUACUUCAUCAAGGUUCAGGUGGAUGAGGACGAGUUCGCACAUCUCCGCGUGUUCGAGAGCCUCCCACACGAGAACAAGCCCUUGGUCCUGGCCAACUACCAGACGAGCAAAGCCCGGCACGAUGAGCUGACCUACUUCUAGGCGGUGCAGCUGCAGCAGACACCCCCCCCCCUUCCCCCGCCAUGUGACCUGCCCCGAGUCACUCUGAUGCUGUGUUCCCACAAAAUGCCCAUUUU
This is a messenger RNA of Sorex fumeus (smoky shrew), 459 nucleotides long. RefSeq names its product cystatin B (gene CSTB). The transcript has 3 exons. Bases 68 to 364 code for a protein of 98 amino acids. Lineage: Eukaryota; Metazoa; Chordata; Mammalia; Eulipotyphla; Soricidae. Gene Ontology annotation, molecular function: cysteine-type endopeptidase inhibitor activity. Gene Ontology annotation, cellular component: cytosol. The record is from RefSeq and is a predicted model, not a curated record.